Eriocheir sinensis (Chinese mitten crab) is the source of this 2695-nucleotide messenger RNA. RefSeq names its product alpha-1,6-mannosyl-glycoprotein 2-beta-N-acetylglucosaminyltransferase-like. The record is from RefSeq and is a predicted model, not a curated record. Gene Ontology annotation, molecular function: alpha-1,6-mannosylglycoprotein 2-beta-N-acetylglucosaminyltransferase activity. Gene Ontology annotation, biological process: protein N-linked glycosylation; oligosaccharide biosynthetic process. Lineage: Eukaryota; Metazoa; Arthropoda; Malacostraca; Decapoda; Varunidae. The transcript is spliced from 11 exons. The coding region runs from base 219 to 1811 and encodes 530 amino acids. Gene Ontology annotation, cellular component: Golgi membrane; Golgi stack.
AAAAACUCAAAACAAACCAAAAAGUAACCCAAAACAGCCUCUCUAUCAUCAGCCACAAGAAGAAGAAGAGGAGCAGCAGCAGACAGCCACUCAGCCAGGGCCGGGGUUCGAACGUGGGACCGCUGACACUGCCUCCGCCUCCCCUGCCACCUGCCCACCAUGGCGCUUAAAUACCUCAAAAUUUGGCUCUUCCCGCUGUCCAAGUUUUGCCGUUUGUGAUGCGUGGUGGAGGGUGGCCGCGAGCUGUGAGGGUGGCUGGUGUGAUGGUGCUGCUGUGUGUGGCCUGGCUCCAGCUCGCCCUGCCCCCCCUGCCUCAUGACCCACAAUCUGCCCUCGGAGGAGCUGCCAGAGAGACCCCCGAGGCAGACCCAGCGCUCGGCCUGCAACGGAACCCCACAGCAAAGUUUCUUCAGUCUAAAUCUGACGGGGUGAAGCUAUCAGCCGCACCAGAGCUCACGGCAGAACAGAUACGGGAGAUCAAGGAGCAGAUCCAGCGACGCAGCGGCAAUGAGACGGUGCUGAACGAGGAGCUGUUUGGGCCCGUGCAGCCAGACACCAUCGUUAUAGCCAUACAGGUACACAACCGCUUGGAGUACCUGCGUCACCUCAUCGUCUCGUUAGCCCAGGCGCGGGACAUUGACUCGGUGCUUCUGGUCUUCUCCCACGACUACUAUGACGAGGACAUCAACCAACUCAUCACCACCAUCGACUUCUGUAAGGUGAUGCAGAUUUUCUACCCACACUCGCUGCAGACUCACCCACACUCCUUCCCCGGCGAGUCUCUUGGUGACUGCCCCCGAGACACCAAGCCAGAGGAGGCUCUGCGGAUCAAGUGUGUGGGCACCCCAGACCUGUACAAGCACUACCGGGAGGCUCGCUUCACCCAGACCAAACAUCACUGGUGGUGGAAGGCCAACAAGAUCUUUGAUGAUGUGUGGGUGCUCAAGAACCACACAGGCCUGGUGCUGUUUCUGGAGGAGGACCACUAUGUCGCCGAGGACUUCCUGCACAUGCUGAGGCUCCUGAAUGCUGCAGUGCCCCGGGCCUGCGCCAAGUGUUCCCUCAUCACCCUCGGGAACUACUUGAAGACCUACAACUUUCACACGGAUGCGAGGAAGGUUGAGGUGACGCAGUGGGUUUCGUCCAAGCACAACAUGGGGUUCGCCUUCAACCACAGCGUCUGGCAGCAGAUCAAGGCGUGCAACGACAAGUUCUGCGACCACGAUGACUACAACUGGGACUGGUCGCUACUGCACGUCAGCAACACCUGCCUCUCCCAGAAGCUGCACACGCUGGUCCUCCGCGCCCCAAGAGUCUUCCACAUCGGAGAAUGUGGUGUCCAUCACAAGAAGAAGGACUGCAGCUCACGCACUGUGCUCAACAAGGUGCACAGGACUCUCCAGGCCGGCCAGCGCACCCUCUACCCGCGGCAACUCAUCGUGGUCCACACCCCCGCAAAGAAGGUCAAGAAGCACAAGGGCAACGGAGGCUGGGGGGACAAGAGGGACCAUGCUCUCUGCCGCUCCUUCUCGGUCUCCACGGGGCUGGACCACUCCGGGCUGCUCGACUCGCUCUCCAACCUCCUCCUUGCCCAGAACAACCAAAACAACGUUCUCAAGUUUUUGAUAACUACCACAACUACCACCACCACUACUGUCUACCAUCACUAUUACCACCACCAUCAUUACCACCAUCACCGUCACCACCACAACCACCACCACCUCCUGCCUACCACGUUGAGAUUGCUCCAUACAGUUUUGCAGCUCACAUCAACGGUGUAUCAUAACAAGGCCAGUAUGAUUUUCCACUAGUCCAAGUUUUAGUCAUAUAUUGCUUAUCGUGUUAAUGCAGGUGUUUAUAAUUCUGCGUGUUUGUAUAUAUUUUUUUGUGCUGUGUGUUGUGUGCUUUGGUUUUUAUCUGUUUUGGGGGAGUGAAUAAGUGUAAGAAUGAGUUGAUAGUUGUUUUGCAGAGUCCGUAUUUCAAUCCAUAUUUUAUCUGCAAGAGUAAUUACAUAUUUUUUGCUGCGUGUUGUGUGUUUGGGUUUCUAUCUGUUUGGGGGGGGUGGACUAAGUAAGUGUAAGAAUGAGUUAAUAGUUUUUCUGCAGAGUCCAUAUUUCAAUCCAUAUUUUAUCUGCAAGAGUAACUACGUGUAUUUUGCUGUGUGUUGUGUUUCUGGUAGCUUUGUUUUUUAUUUUUCUUUCUUUCUGGGGAACUAAAUUAAUGCAAGAAUGGUUUGAUAGCCUUUUGCAGAGUCUGUAUUUCAAUCCAUAUUUUGUCUGCAAGAGUAACUACAUAUUUUUUGCUGUGUGUUGUGUUCUGUGUGGUUUUGUUUUUUGAUUUUCUUUCUUUCUGGGGAACUAAAUUAAUGCAAGAAUGGUUUGAUAGCCUUUUGUAGAGUAUAUAUUUUGAUCUAUAAUUCAUCUCUGCCAAAUUAACUACAUAUAUUUUGCUGUGUUUUAUGGUCUGUGUGGUUUUGUUUUUUUAUUUUAUUUCUUUAAGAGGAACUAAAUUAAUGCAAGAAUGAUUUACUAGCCUUUUGUAGAGUAUAUAUUUUGAUCUAUAAUUCAUCUCUGCCAAAUUAACUACAUAUUUUUUGCUGUGUUUUGUGGUCUGUGUGUGUGUUUUUUUUUUUUUUUUUCUGUCAGGGGAACUAAAUUAAUGCAAGAAUGGUUUGAUAGCCUUCUGCAGAGUAUAU